Molecule: messenger RNA, 1613 nt
Organism: Fundulus heteroclitus (mummichog)
Lineage: Eukaryota; Metazoa; Chordata; Actinopteri; Cyprinodontiformes; Fundulidae
Product: OX-2 membrane glycoprotein-like
Exons: 7
Coding region: 70-1074 (334 amino acids)
Molecular function (GO): cell-cell adhesion mediator activity
Source: RefSeq, a predicted model, not a curated record
AGAAUUGCGCACAACACCGGAAAAGCCGAAUCUGUGAAUAUCUUUCUAACUUUACUGAAGUCAUCACACAUGGAUUCUUUUCCGUUCUCAGUCUGCUACCCCAACCACAUUACGAUCCAACAUGGAAGGGAUCUAAGUUUAAUUUUCGUUCUUUUUACCUGUGGAUCAUCGUUUCAGAAAGGUCUAGCAGUUUUGAUUCAAACCCAGCAGACUGUGUUAGCAGCAGUGGGAGAAGAUGCUCCUCUCAGCUGUCUCCUCCUGGAAACUAAAGAUGUCCAGCAGGUCACCUGGCAGAAGGUCUUGGGGAACAAAGAGAGGAACAUCGGCUCCUACAGCGAGUAUUUUGGUCAAACAGUGAAUUCUGACUUUAAAGAUAAAGUUCAGUUCACAGAAGCUGGACUGCAGAAGACCUCCAUAGUCAUCAGGAAUGUUACAGAGCAGGAUGAAGGAUGUUAUCUCUGUUUGUUCAACACCUUCCCUGAUGGAGCUCUGACAGGGAGAACCUGCCUGGAGGUUUAUGAGCUGCAUGGACCCGUCCUUGAUGUCAGCAGAUCAAGCUCUCCUGCAGGGUCAGUUGUGUCCUGUUCAGCCACAGGUCGACCUGCUCCCACUGUAACACUGACUGCUCCACAGCAGAACCUCAGCUUGUCCCUCUACAACACCACCAGGGUGAGCAACAGCAACGGUACCGUCACCGUCACCACCACAGCUCUGCUGUCAGCUUCCAGCAGCACACAGGUUGGAUGUUCAGUGUCAGUUCUCUCUGCUGCUCCCAGAGAGCUGCUGCUCACCGUUCCUGGACCCUCACAGAGAUCUGAUGGUGGUUUGGAUGAAAAAUCUGGAUCAUCUGACAGAGGCUGCAGAUGGUCUCUGAUUAUUCCAUUCCUGAUGGCUGCUUUCUGUAUUUUUAUUUUCCUGUUCAGAAAAGAAUUUUACAAAAGGAAUAAGAAACCUUCACAGGAAGCCACAGAGAAUCAGAGGCUGGAUGGACCACCUCUGCCGGACAGCAUAGAGCUCAGACUACGAAUACCUGAAAAACUGAGGCAAAACAGCGAGUCCCAACCAUCACCAUGACGACAGGAACACGUACUUUUAGCAAAUGUUUAAUUAUCAACACUAACAAAACAAUGUGUGGUUAGAUUGAGAAGGCAGCUAAACAUGAAAUAAAUUAGAUCAGCAGUUAACAGUUCUAGUAACCAGACUGUUACACACUCCCAUGAUCAUCUUCUGAUUGUUUACAACUACUUAACUGAAUCUUGUCUUAAUUUUUUAUAAAAUGGUGCUUUAUUUGGUUUUAACAUUUGUUCACUAUUUAUAGAUUAUUUUUUUUUUACCAAAAAUGAAGAAGUUUGACUGCCCUGCCUUGUCUUGAUACAAGACGUUUAAAAGGGGAGAAAAAUCUGUUUAUUUUUGAAGGUCAAUGUAUUUAUUUAGAUAAGGGAUAUAUAGUAAAUGGAAUGUAUUCCUGAUUUUGGUCCGGGAGAACAUGUGACACUGAAGCAUGUUCACUAAAUGAUGCUUAUACUAUAUUAUGAAUACAUUUUGUCAGGAUGCAGCUUGUAGGCUGCAUGCUGAGCCUCCCUUCCUCUCUGUCUUCCCUGCGCAGCCUGAUU